GGGCAGGAUCACGGGAAAGGAGUACAUCCGCCGUCUGCAACGGUCCACUCCUCCUUCCUUCCCUCCCAGUACACAAAAACUUUACACAACCCAAGAUGGCGAACGUUUGUUUUGUACUAGGUCUUGUCACAUCUGUUUUAAGCCUGGCUUGUGUGGUGGUGGCCAUGGCCAGUUCACAGUGGUUGAGGAUUCGAACACCUUUCUUCAAAAAUGAUGUUGGUGUUAUGAGGCACUGUGAUAUUGAUAGUUCAUUCUGUGGGGAAAUGGAAAAACUAAAUGCCCUUGUCGACGCUCAUUACGCAGGUCAGUCAGACCUACUUCAUGCACUACACUUCUACAGUUACUUAGUUACUAUAUUAGUCUGUGUACUAUAUCUAUAGCCACAGGCUAUAAUUAUAGCACAGCUCAGCAAUUUUUUUUCACUCGUGGUACACCCAAGGGCUUUCCAAGAAUUCUGCAGCACACCUGAAGUAACCAUGUACAAAAAAUACUCUAAAAAAACAUUAUUUAUUAUUAUGAUAUUAUUUAUGACAUUGACAUGACAAAGUUAUUUAAAAAAUAUUAAUAAUACAUAAUUUCAUAUUUUUGGAAACUUAUUAAAUUAACUCAUGGCAGUGAGUCAUAGUCACAACUAAACACUAACUAAAUUGAAGGCUUCAUCAGUAUAAAAAAAAAAAAAAAAGUGCAGUGCUAAAUUUCAUUUUUAUUAUCUUUUGAACAGGGUUGCCCCCACCCCAUGGUAUAAAGACAGUAAAUGAUCUCUCCAUUUGUUUUAUUAUUUUUCACCCUAUAAUUAUGCCAGAUUUUUUCACCUAACUAUAAGUUGGUGAAAAUGAAUGACAUUUGAAUGCAUUUUCACAAAAAAACGAAACAAGAAAUUAAAUUUAUAUUAAAUUAUUGAUGUGUAAUAUAAAUAAAUCUAGAUGAAGCAAUGAGGACCAGGUUUAUGUGCUCAGUAAAUAGGAAGCAAUUUUGAAGAUACUAUUUAUAAUGAAGGAAACAGAAUUUACCUUUAAUAUUAUUUAAUAAUAAAGCAAUGGAAACAGAGGAAGCAGCUGAAGGUGCAAUGAAGCUGUCCACCAGAAAUUCCUGAUAAUAAAGUAAACACCGAAUGAAAUUUAAAAAAAAAAAAAAAAUCGGGCAGAACAGUUUUCUAAAUCACCAAUAAAUCAGGAACUACUCAUGGAAGGAAAGAAAUUUAUAUUUGAAAUGGAAAGCUGGGGAAAAUUAUAUGUCAGAGACUGUGUAGCAAAAGCUUGGACAACCAACAUUGAGUCCAGUAUCCAUUAAGUAUGACUUGGCUUCAGGUGACCAAUUUAAAGUUCUAGGAAGUAAAGAAAUAAAAGCUGAUGCAAGUGAAUCCUCUUCAAACAUGUCCUUAGUAGUAGUAAAAGAUCACAAAUUAAACUUGCUGGGCAGAACAGCAGUAAAAAAAAUCUUAAUAUUUCAAUGGACCAUCUUUUCAGACACAGGUAUAUCAUAUAAGCAAUAAAAACUCUUGCAUAAAUCUUGUGCGCAAACCUCCAGUGAAUUCCUUAAACUUUUUGAACCAGGUCUUGGACUAUUUAAAGACUUUGAGUUAGAUAUCAAGUGCAAGCCAAAUGCACAACCUAUUUAUAUGAAACCCAAAAAUUGUUCAUUUGGAAUUAAGGCAUAACUAGCAGAAGCUUAUGAAGCUGGAAUAUCCUCAGCAGUCUGAAAACCAGUACAGUUUAAUCAUUUGGCCCCUCCAUAGCUCUCUUAAAAAGGAAAUCUAUAACAGGGGGAAAGGUACAAAUCAAGAUCUGUGAUGACCAUGCAAAAAUUAAAAAUUCACAGUUAGAAACACCCAGGUACCCAAUGCCAUUACCAGAAGACCUUAUAAGAAAGUUGAAAGGUGGACAUUAUUUCUUAAAAAUACACCUUUCUGAUGCGUUUUUGCCCAACGAUAAAUUUAAUAUUUGGUGCAUGAACUAUGAAGAAAUGGCAUAUCAAAAGGGUCAAAAGUAGAUAACCAUGAGGGCAAAAGUAGAUAACCAUGCCGGCAGCCACAGAUAUGUCCAGUCUGCAGUCAUUUCUUGGUCAAGUGCAGUUUUAAAAGUUCUUACCAGACCUGUCAACUGUACUAUAGCCUAUAGCCACUGUAUUAUUUAACUAAAAAGAACAGUUGAUGGUGGAAAACAGAGCAAGAAGAAGCUUUCAGAAAAGUCAAACAAUUGCUCUCUUCUGAUACAGUUAUAGUUCACUAUGAUCCAACUCUAAACAUAGGCAUAGCCUGGGACAUGUCAAAUGUUGGCAUAAGAAGUUUUCUUUCCACAGAUAUCAUGACAAUCGUGAAGGCCCUUUUGCUAAAAUUUUGAAAACUUUCACAGUGGCACAACACAGAUAUAGUCAGAUUCAGAAGGAAUCACUGUCAAUUAUUUUUGCACUAUCAAAAUUGGAUCAAUAUCUGUAUGAAAGCAAGUUUGUUUUGGUUAUCGACCAUAAACCACCGAAAAGCAUAUUUAGUUCAGGAAAAGGAACUCCAGCACUGGCAGCAAAUCGUUUAGCCAGGUUGGCUCUUACCUUGAGUCAAUGUGACAUUAUUAUCGAAUUCCUUGAGUCAAUAUGACAUCAUCAUUGAAUUCCUUAAGUUAAUAUGACUAUAUCAUUGAAUUCCGAAAUUAGCUGAUCAUGGGAUGCUCAUAGUGGUCUACCCUCAUUCCAGAUGACAUUUUUGAUGGUGAAGAAAGUGAAGCAGAUAUGGAUUCUGUAUGUUUGAUCAAACUAGUGAGCUUGCAGAUCAGACCAAUAGAUCCAGGAGUCCUUGCCAAAGAGUCACUUAAAAACUCUUCUGAUUCUAAGUAAUUAUUUAUUGUCAAGAGGGCUAGCCUUUCUCUACUAGCAAAGCUUUAACUCUGAUGCAGUUAAUUUAUCAGCUUUUAAAAAUAUUAAAGUCUCACUCUGAGUGGAUUCAAAUUGUUUCUUAUAUGGUUCAAGAAUUGUAGUGCCUAAAAUAAUUCAAGGUCAGGUUCUCCAAAUCCUGCAUAUAGGGCAUUUUGGAACUGAGCGCAUGAAACAGCCAGAUCAUCUGUAUACUUGCCAGGGCUUGAUGCUCAAAUCACAGAGCUAGGCCUAACAUGCCAGGCAUAUCAGAUCACACCCAAGACCUUAAACAAGCCAUGGAUGCUGCCAGAAAAACAUGGAGUCUAUUGUAUAUUGCGCAUGAAACAGUUAGCCAGAUCAUCUGUAUACUCGCCAGGACUUGAUGAUCAAAUCACAGAGCUAGGCCUAACAUGCCAGGCAUACACAGAUCACACCUAAGACCCUAACCAAGGCAUGGAUGGUGCCAGAAAACAUGGAGUCUACUGCAUAUCGACCAUGGGAUCAACUGGGAUCACAUUGGCUGGUGAUGAAAGAUGCUUAUUCAAAGUACAACAUCCACAUCAUAGUGAUUAGUCUCAUAAGAUCCUAUUGAACAUAUUAUUACAGGUAUAAUUUAUAUUGUUUGAUGUUUCCAAAGCAGUCUGGACUGUAACAGCUCUUCAUUUGGUUUAUAGUUAAGUCUUUAUUUUUUUGUCAAACUGAGCUGAUAUUUGUUUAUAUUUUAUUUUACAGCAUGGUUUCGUUCCAUCCAAGCGAUGUACCUAUUGCACUGUAUUGGAAUGCUUGUCUCCACUGUUAUGUACAUCCUCUAUGCUGUACAGUUUUUGGAAUCCAAGGGCAGUUUUAGAGUUCUCACUGCUUUUAACUUUUUGGCACGUAAGUGAACAAGUGUUUCAUUUGUCAGUGUGUACGUCAGUAAACAACUGUUUCAUUUGUCAGUGAGUAAGUAAAUGAAGAUAGACCUACAGUUGACUUUAUAAGUUUAAGUUCUAGUGCUACUGGUGUCUAUUCAUAUGCAAAUGAAUACCAUUUUUUGAGUUACAAUUUUCUGUAUGUAAUCCUUGAGCAUAAUGCUAGUUUGAUAUUUGUAUGUAUGUGUAUAGAGUGUUUUUCCUUAAGUUUUUCUGUAUGGUACAUAAUUUUUUUACAAGCAUAGGUUGUUUUUUUCUUUUAUAUUUAAUGAGACUUUCUUCUCCUCAGUGUCCGCUGGUAUUUACGCUGUUGCAAUGUUCGGCAUGAAUCAUCUCUCGUACUUUGGGCUCACAGACCUAUCAAUCACAGAGGAAAUGGCUGAGCUCGGCUACGGGUUCAACAUGGCCAUCACUGGAUGCUGUUUGUCUUUCCUGGUCAUGGUGUUUAGUGCCAUGGAAGCCAGCCGAGCAGUGGAUUUGUUGCAGAACAUGCAGAAUCGCCUGACAGUCUGGACAACCCCAUACACUUUGUUUGUUGACCAAGAAGCAUAGAAAGGGAAUUGAAUUAGAGCAUCUUCUUCUUAAAUGCUGUCCUUAGGUUAAAAAAAAAAAAGAUAUCAAGACACUAAAAAAUAAUGCCUCUGAUAAAUGACAGUGUUAUAAACUUUGUGAAUUGUUAUAAGUUUAAACUAGUAAUUCCCAUAGACUUACUUAAGUUAAUUGGAAAGUAUGAUUGUGAGCGAAGAAAAUGUUCCAAAAAUUUAAAAGAAAAAAAAGUUUAAAUAUAUUGUUUGUAGCAAGGGUGUUCUUAUAAUGCCUUUUUACCCCGUCUGGGGCAUAGGCCGUCCACAAGAAUGUGGCAAGGGUAGAUUGAUAUAAAUAGGAAUAUUCAAAUGUUCAUUGAAAUGAGGCAAUUUUAGAAAGCCAUCAAAUUUUAUAAAUGUUUCUUCACCCUACUUUUAGAUAGUUUGGGAUAUCAUUUUUGAAAUAAGAAGGAAUCACUUUGUCUCUUGUAAUGAACAGAAUCGUCCAUGUUUGGUCAACAGUAACUCAACAGUAAUUUUAUAUAUAUAUUAAAAUUUUGAGUCUUUUUAAUAUAGCAGAAUGUGCAGUAAUUAAAUUGCUAAAUGUUAAAAAAAAUCUACAGUAGUGAUUCAAGGCCAAUGAUGACAUUUUAUCCACAUGUUGUGAUACUAAGCUAUAUUUAUCUUAAGUUAGGUUGUGCCUCCCAGCAGUCUACACUGUCCAAAAACCAUCUACUACUGUGGCCACCUGUUGUGAGCAUAAUGUCAUUCCCAGAUAGAAUUUGACCAUGGACAAAAAGUCAUUUUAUAAAUAGGAUGUACACAUGAAUUUUUUAUUUUUUUGUGGGUGGGGAAUUUCCAGUUAUACUGCUCAGUGCUGACUUGUUCAAAUUCUUCAUAAAGUGAAGUUUUUGGAGUUACAUUAUUAUUAGUGAAUGUUUUAUUUAGUUAGAAUUUAACACAUAUAAACUUGGAUAUUAUACAGUCUUUGAACUUUUACAAUUACUUUAUUGAAUAUUUGAAUGUUUAAAAACAAAAUAUCAAUGCAGUCAGCUCAAAAAUUAUUGUUUCUAAUUUUGGUGUUUGAGGGUGAUAGAAUAAAGCAGUGGUUCCAAAUCUCUUUUCAAAAAUACUUUUUGCAACCCACAACCAAGAUUUGUAUUUUUAUACAUUAAUACAAAAUUAUGUCAUUUGGGUGGGGAUGUAUAAAAAAACUAACAAAUUCAGGAAAUCCAUAUUCUGACUAAGUUUGGGAACCACUGAUUUAUGUCAUUUGAUUUGUUCUAAUUAUGUAAAGUUAAAUGCCAUUGAUUUUUUGUGGUCAUUUUGUAAAAUGUGAAUUCUUAACCCUUCACAGUCUGAUGAGCUGAAAAGGGUGCCUAAUAUUUCCUAACAAUGCUGUUUGGCAGGCACCUGCUGUUAAUUCAGCAUUCUAGGUUUUCAUGAUACCAGAUGUUUCAGUAUCACAAGAAAAUUACUUGAAAACAUAAUAGUGGGGUUUUUCUUUGAUUCAUUUUAUUGAUAUGUGGACAAUGAUAUGAGUAUUUAAAAUAUCAUGUGAAUCUCCUCCCAACGACUUAUUUGACAGCAUCAUCAAAUUUUUUUCCAUUAGUAAAAUGUGUUUUUUUUUAUAUGCAAACACCCACCAACAAAAGUUAAACCCAUUACUCAAGAUGAAUUAACACACUUAAACAUGUAAAAUUAAUUGAUACUGAUUAGAAACUCAUGCUCGAACCGUAAAGGGUUAAUGAUUCCAUCAUGUUGUACACAUUUUGUACAGUUGAUUCUUCUCCAAGUUUUAGACAGUUCAUUGUACUAUGUUUUGAUUUGGGAGCAAUUAGUUUCUUAUCAACGACACAAGUGAACAGCAGUCGAUUAAUCUCUAACAUUUAGAAAUAUAAGUAUUUCUUUAAAACAUACAUGUUAUACUGUCUACUCGUCGUCCAUUUGUUAAGGAGAUUCUCUGGAGAACAAAUUUAAGCUCAUCUUAUGCCCUAUGUCAAAUAUUAAUUGUGCUUCAGAGACUUGCUUAUUUUGUAGAUUUUUCUCUUAAAAUAUUGAAUCUAAGAUAUUUCUAGAUUUUUAAUGCUGUUAUUUUGUCAUGAUGCCAAUAUCAUGUGAUUUUUCCCUCCUUUAGUCCAUAUAUUAAUACAUAUAUUUUCAGUCUUCUUUUAAGGACAAAUAAAUCAUAGCAACGAGGACAGAAAAUUAUUUGAACUGGUCCCAUUGGAAUUAUGUUAAAAAUAUUGUUCAUUAAAGUUUGUUCAGUGAAAUAACUUUCAACGAGAGAAAAAAAAUGGCAGCAACCAAACAGAUGGUAUAUUAUUUAACUCUGUGAAAAUUGAUCAAAGUCUGGACAUUUUUCUGGUGGGUAGUUGACUAGACUGACAUUGUGCAAGAUAGUGUGAGGUAGGAAAUAAGGCUGUAGAAAGAAGACAAAAAUGAUGCUGAAGGGUACAAUCCAUUAUGAAGAGGAAAUUAAUCUGACACACAGAAUCAAAUUUCAGUGUCUCCGAACAUGGACUUUGACUACACUUGGUUUCUGUGGGCGCAGUAUGGAAAACACUUUGAGAAGCCAAGAUCUAGAUCUUAAUUUACAAAUUCAUUGGAUAAUGUUUGUUUUUAAACGGUUUUCAAAUAUUGGAACACAGGCAGCCUAAUAUUAUAAUUUAAAUCAGUAUAAAAAAAAAGAAAUAUUUUCAAACUCUUUGUUUAUCAUCUUAAGAAUAUAAGUCUCAAGUUCUGAAAACCAAUCCAGUAAUCUUAAUUGAGCUUGAUAGCUUGAUAAAUAAAGUUUGUAAAUAAUUAAAAUUAGAACUACGGACUGCUGUUGAGGGAAUCAGAGGAUGCUGUCGUUGAUCAGUUGUGUGUGGUGGCUCAGCAUUACAUAAAACCAAAGACAAUCCAGCAACAUUUCUUAACAACCUCAGAGCUUUAUUAAUUGUUGGAACUGAGUCUUAUCCAGGGCUAAUGCUUUUCACUUGCUUAUUUUGAGGGUGAAAUGUUGGAUGGUUUAUAAUAUGGUCCUCAAGAUGAUGUGUGGAGUUGUUUGGUUUUUGUUUUGUUUUGCACAGAUAGUCCAGUUUUUUCAAGAAAAUUGCUUUUUUGUGUGCAAAUAAUUCCAUUUCUGAAGUAAUUGUCUAUGUGUUAUUAGCAUGUAGAGAUAUACCAACUUGUGGAUAUGAUGAAAAGUGGGACAAGGCUUUAUUUUAAUUUUUAAAAUCAAUUUAAAUUUUCAAGCAGUUGUAAAUAUAACAUCACUGUAACUGUCUCAAACUGCAUGAGCUGUGGGGUUCAAACAAAUCACUUUCCAAUUUUUAGAAUGUUCAUUUCCUCUUCUUGUCUCUAAUGCUGAAAUUUGUUGAUGUUGUUAGUGUGGGCCACCACAUACUGCCCUUGCCCUUGUUACUGAAACUGUAUAUAACUACUGUAAUGAAAUAACUUACUUGUAUGUAAUGCAAUGCACUUAAUCCUGCGUUUCUUUUUCUAUGGCAUAAUAAUUGGUUUGAAAAAAUUUAUUUAAAAAUUUUUUGAAAGCUGUAUAGUUUUUACAACAUUAUUUUUGCAUAAUUUCUUUUGAACGUCCAACAGUUGUGAAUCUUAUGUGUAUUCCUAAACAACUUACUCCAUAAAUGAAUUGAAUGACCUUUAACUCUUGCCGGAUAAGCAGAAUUAUUUAAGCAGUUAUCAGUUUUGUUGCUCUACUUGUACAAAAAAAAUUCCCUGCUUUAUAAAUGAGCUCACCCAUUUUGAAUGUCUUACAAAGUUUUCUUCUCACCGAUCUUGUAGAGUUGUCAACAGUUGAUUACUUAAAACCCAAACUGAAAUUAUUUUUGAACAUGCUCAAAAUUUGGACAAUCUGGAAUGUUGACAUUUGGGGUCGUUAGUAAAUUACGUCAUGCUAAAAAUUACCUUUUAAGAUCCCCCUGUCACGAAAUGUCACAAAUUCUUUAACACACACCACCACCCCUGUGUCACUUCACAACUAAAAAAAAAAUUCAAAACAUACAUAAAAUUUUUGGUAACUAAACUAAGAUUUUAUUUAACAUUUUCCUAUAAUGGAUUAAGAUGUAGUAUUAAAUGUAGUAUUAUUAUGUAGUAUUAGAAAACUGAGUUUCAUGGUACCUAUAAUACCUGAGGCAAUUUCGACCUCAAAUUAAUGUUUUAAAAAAAAAAAAAAAAAUUUUUAAAAAAAAAAAAAAAAAAAAAAAAAAAAAAAAAAAAAAAAACACCACCCCACAAAUUUUUUUUUGGACCCCCCCCCCCCCCCCCCCCCGGGCGAGCGUGACGUAAUUUGCGAACCACCCCUUAGGGUGCAACCUACUAUUUGAAUUCCUUAUAAAGAUGGCCACCACUGAAAUCUAGUUUUGUUGUGGUCCAUUAAUCUAUUGUUGUAUAAUAUCAAAAGAAGACAAUGCUACAUACAGUGUGUUUUGAAAUUUCCCCCACAUAUUGCACAUUCCAGAUCAAAUGUAGGAAAAUUUCCUCAAACUUUAAUUUUUUCCUAAUGUUAAAAUAAGAUCAUUUUACUUUUAAGAUUGUCAUCAACUUUAAAUUGUAACAUUUUGUAACUAUAUAUUAUGAUAAUCAGUAAACUUUUCAACAUAAUUUGUGCUUGCAUUUAUUUUUUGUGGCAUUUACAAUUUUUUGUAACUUUUGUUACUUAGACUUAGAUUAUGAUAAGACAUUUCUCAGCAACUCAGAUCAGUGAUUUAAAAAAACAUUUCUAACAAUAUUUUAUUAAAUGGUCCCCAUUAUUCCUGUCUAGGGGUGGCAUUUUGAAGUGAAAAACAAUGAAAUCAAAAUAGUAGAUCUUUGGCAAUGCAAAGACUCUCACAGAAAUUAAAGAAAUUAUUAUAUUUUUUGUGAUCAAAUUUAAUAUUUAACGAUUUUUGUCCAAAUAUUUAGAGUAUUAAUUCUCUAGCUACAUUUGGAUUUAAAGUAUAACCAUUUUUAGUUUUAGUGUUAAACUUUGAGUGUGCAUUGAUUGAUAAACAGCUAGUUUUUAUGUGCGGCCUCCCCCCCCCUCUCCCCCUCCUCCGGCGAGUCUUAUUGUACACUUUAUUUGUAUUGCUCAUGUGACCAAAGGUGAUGGAAUACUUCAUAGAAUAUUAAUCACAACUUAUCUUAUCAUUAAAUCUGAUAAACCAUUA
This is a messenger RNA of Lymnaea stagnalis (great pond snail), 9432 nucleotides long. The record is from the annotation of a GenBank genome assembly. NCBI's taxonomy places the organism in Eukaryota, Metazoa, Mollusca, Gastropoda, Lymnaeidae.